CAAGGAUACGUCCAGACGUCCAGUUUCACUACUCGUUACGUGCCUCUACGCGCUCGUAUGUAGCGUCUAGCCAAGAUGGCGAGCUUCGUGGACUUCUUCCACAAGGGAAAGUCAUCGGUGCAGACGUUCCGGCCGAAGAAGAAGUUCGAGCCGGGCACGAUGCGAUACUCGCUGCACAAGCAGGCCCAGGCGUCACUCAACUCGGGCAUCAACCUGCGGGACGCGGUGCGGCUGCCACCGAGGGAGGACAUGAACGACUGGCUGGCUGUGCACGUGGUGGACUUCUUCAACCGGAUAAACCUCAUCUACGGCACCAUUUCUGACUACUGCACUGAGGAGAGCUGCCCCAGGAUGUCAGGGGGCCCCAAGUUCGAGUACCUCUGGUGCGACGGUCAAAAGUACAAGAAGCCGACGCCGCUGCCAGCACCGCAGUACAUUUCGCACCUGAUGGAUUGGGUGGAAGCGCAGAUCAACAACGAAGAAAUAUUCCCUGUCACUGUUGCGGUCCCGUUCCCCAGGAACUUCGUGCCUACAUGCAAAAAGAUCUUGGCCAGGCUGUUUCGGGUCUUUGUACACGUCUACAUCCACCAUUUUGACAGGCUCGUCGCCAUAGGAGCGGAGGCACACGUGAAUACGUGCUACAAGCACUUCUAUUACUUCAUCACUGAAUUUGACCUAGUGAGCCAAAAGGAGCUGGAACCUUUGACGGAGAUGACGAGGAAAGUCUGCAAGGACAUGGUUAUUCUGAGCCCUCGUCACAGAUGAAAACAAGAGGGACGGCACCAUGCACGGCCCGCCGUUUGACCCCCUCUUUGUGAUGUCUGCAAUUCGCUGCACUGUCCCUCGCCCUGGCUUUCAUCCGUGAAUGACACGUUACGUCCACUGGUUAACGCAACGUAGAUGUCACCGUAGUUACCGGUACUAUACCACCGACCAUAACGGAGUGGAAACCUCUUCUAGUCUCGCUGGCACGGACGCUGCUGGCGAAAAUUCGCACAAGCCAGAGUUGUUUUUUUUUUCAACCCUUUCACUGGCACUUCUUGCACAAGAGAGAGUGCUACCUUCCAUUUCGCUGCAUGAUUUUUUUUCAUUGCAUAUUGACGAUAUUUUAAAAGCCUCGGCCUCCUGUGUACAGCACGCGAUGGCUUUGUUAUGUAAAUAGCACGAUUUUAUUUCUCGCGUUUCUUUUUUUUUUCCCAUCUGCCUGCAAAGUUUUUCUUUUUCCCAGCGAUCAGUUUCUGUAGUGGGGCCCAUAUUCGUAAAACCUUUUCAUAAGAGCAUUUUCUGGUUGGGUGGCUCUUCAAUGCCUACCGCCCACUUAUAUAUCAGUGAUUGACAUGUUAACAAGGCAUAUCUAGAAGCAAUGCCUGUGCGAAUCACACAUAGUGGAUGCUUUUGUGAAUAUGGGCCCUAUAUUACAAAAGAAUGGAGUUUAGCUGACUGACUUGCAAAACGUAUUGUGUACACCUUACAGAUGGCUUAAUUUAAAAAAAUUUCAUUUUAUGUCUUUAAUGUAAGUCGCAUCUCCUGCAUGGAAUGUCUCAAGUGGCUGUAACAGGACUUCCCACAUAAUUGUAGGUCACGUGGAAACACUGGAACUGCAAUGUUCAGAUUGCUUUUGUGAAUCAGCAUUGCUUGAAACGCCUGUACGUAAUUACAUGCAUGCCUACUGAGUGCCUAUGGUUUGUUUGCUUUAAAUUAUGCAUAGAGCUAAUUGUUCGUGUCAAGGUGACUGCCUUCAUCUUCUAUUGCAUCUCUGCAUUGGAGCAAACCUUGAAAGAAAGCAAGCAACAAGGUCUUGGAUGUGCUUUUGUGUUUGUGGCUGACUUGCGUUUUGACCAGUGCCAUCUUGUGUAAUUGUAAACAUCUACUUGCUCUGACAAAUCUUUAUUUUGCACAGAAAGGCUCACUGCCAAAAAUUGUAGUGCUCAUGUGAAAAAUAUUAGUUAAACCUCGAUAUAACAAAGUCGGUAAAAUCAGCAAUUUACUUCGGUAUAUCAAAACUUUGUUAAAUUGAAAUUCGGCCUGUUUUGCAAAGUAUUGUCGAAGAAUUUAUUUUUACACUGAAAGUGCCCCAAGAAUGUCUGAAUGAUAAUGGUAGCAUGAAAAGAAACCUAAUUUCAAUAACGUGAAAGCACAAUCUUGUUGAACUUAGAUCCUGCAACCACAAUUUGUUGCUUUGCCAGUGAAGUUCUCUUCACGUCCUGCGUAAAGCCAAAACUAAAGCAGGUACAACGCACUGCGGCUAUACGGUAUGAUCGAAGCUAUCGCUCCAAUUAUGCUGCCGCGGCUUGUCAUCUGAACCCCACGUGUCGCUUGGAGUGGUGAGACACCGAUGCUGUCAUGUUCACCAAACUGAACAGAGUCCGGCCUGCCAGAGAAUAGCUUCUUUCUAGUUGGGGAACACAGAGAUUGAGCUUUGCGAUAUCCAUUAACAAGCGGCGACGUAUUUUUUCUCACCGAUAGAGAUCUGCAGGAUAGUAGCCUUGUCACCUUUUCGACAACACCCGUUUCCUCAACGAUUGCAUUCACUUGCAAGAUUGCUGAUAGCUUGUUGUGCUUGUUGCUACUGUCUCUAUGGCUACUUACACUCGUUACCUGACAUGCCCGCCAUGGUGGUCUAGUGGUUAUGGCGCUCGACUGCUGACCCAAACGUCUCAGGAUCAAAUACCGGCCACAGUGGCUGCAUUUCGAUGCAGGCAGAAUACUAGAGGCCCGUGUGCUUAGGUUUAGCUGCACUUUAAAGAACACCAGAUGGUCAAGAUUUCUGGAGCCCUCCACUAUGGUGUACCUCAUGAUCGUAUUGUGGUUUUGAAACCCUAACAGUUAUUAUUAUUACUUGACACACGGUGAUAACAAGAACACGAAAUUGGGCGCUGACGCACAGCAUGCGCGACAGUGUAUACAGAAUUAUGCGACGCCUGGAGAUGUUAGAUAGCGCGCGAAACGAUGUGCGAGGAUUCCCGCAUGCCACGCAUCAUUCGCGUGCUGUCUCUCUCCACCGCUCCAAAGGUGAGGAGAGAAUUGAGGUGCACCCAUUCUCCGCAUCUGCUGCCAGAAAACGUGCUGCUCUGCUCCGUUCGUCGCUGUCCGUUGCGUGGCACGCGAUUCAAAAAAUGCGUUCAGAAAAACUGCGUAGAAGUCAACCAUAUGACCACUGGAACCAGCAGAAGUGUCAAUUUAUUGCCGUGGUAGCAGUGAAACUUUGUCAUAUUGAAAUUGCGGAUAAUCUAGCUUCGUUGUAUGGACGUAAAAAAUAUGUGGCAUUCUCUGGACAUGACCUUAUAAAAACUGAAAUACUUUGUUAUAUAGAGAAUUUCGUUAUAUUGAGGUUUAACAGUAUCUUUAGUCACUGAGUCGUGUGGAAAGUGAGCAGCUCAAUCUUUUCGACGUAUACGCACAGUAGCUGAGAAGAUAACAAUAUUUUGCUUAUUCAUACUCGCUUGGCUCAUUUUGCAAACAUGCAGCAAGCUAAAACAGCACAUGUUAACACGUGGAGAACCUAUUUACUUGUGGCUGGAGCCUGUUCACUUGUGGCAGUAGAAUCUUGUUGAUACAUUCAUUUUGUACGAUAUUGCAGUGACAACAUUCGCAUUAUCAUUAACAAGCAAAACUGCGCAAUGUUUUGGUAAAUUUGGAUUAUACAUUCUCCCACAUAGCCCGUUUUUUCCUGCAUUUUUAUUAUUAUUUUUUUGAAAAGCAUAUGAACCAGGUUGUACUGUAUUUACUGUUGUAUUGUAUAAGAGUGUGUUACGAUGACUCAGUUGCCAUGGCAGCUCUGCUGCUGCGCGCAUGGUUGUGGGUUCGGUCCCCUGCUGCGAUGGCAGUAUCUUCAAGAGGCUGGAAUGGAAAAAAAACUUUCAUGUACAGAGAUUGGUAUGCUGAGAGCUUCAGAUAGUCUGAAAUUAGUUUGAAAUCCUCCUCUACACCUUCCCUCAUAGUCACGGUGUUUCUCUGGGACGUAACACACUGCCAGUUCCAAAAACGGCUCUAAAGCUGAUAUUUAACUAUGCACUAAAGCUGGCAUUUAGCUACGCUAUGACUUAAUUACUAGUAUAGCAGUACAAUUGUCAUGCAUGUUCUACCCUGUACAAAUGAAGCAUUAGAAAGUUAGGUCUGCGUAGAGCACAUUAUUUUGUUUGCACUUUCUCUGAGAAAGUCUGAGAUUCUCAGCAUUAUUUCAUGCUUGUGCACUUACUUUUAGGACCUGUGCAAUUUGCACUUUUAGUCCAUCGAAAUUGUCACUUAAGUCAGUGCCCAUAGUGCUGUCCAUCUUGAUGACUUGAACAUUGUUCACUCACAGUGGUAUGGCAGUACUGUUCGUUUUCCAGCCCAUUGUGGUUAACUUAGUGGCUAAGGUGUUCUGCUGCUAAACUCAAGGAUGCGGGUUUGAUUCCCAGACGUAUUGGCUGAAUCUCAGUGAGCGCGAAAUGCAAGAACACACAUGUACUUAGAUUUAUGGGCACGUCAGAUAAGUCCAGGUGGUCGAAAUCAAUCUGGACUGCUACCCUACUGUGAGCCCCAUUAUCAUGUCAUGGUUUUGGUAUGUAAAAAACCGCAAUUUAAGUUUUUAGUUACAGUUGAACCCUUUAUAAGAGACCCUGAUGGAAAAGACAUCAGUGUGCCUACAUUGAAAUCGGGGUUGACCUGAAAGUGAGAAUGCGGUACCCUGCUUACAAGAGACACCUCAUAUAACGAACAAGAACUGCUCCUCGGUGCGUGCCUCUUAUAGAGGAGUUUAGCUGUAAUUCUUUUUCCUGUGAAUCGGGGUACUCGGUCUUUCCUGAGCGAGAACAAUCGCAGUGUACUGCAGUCCGAGGCAUUAUUUUCUCCUUGUCCUUUUAGUUUCCCUUAUCUUCCAACUAUCUUGCACUGUUGUGCACUUUUUUUUUUUUCUAAUCUAUACCUUCCUGUAGGGCAUUCCGGUCCAUUUGUCUUUUUGUUUCAAAAGGGGCCCUAACACACACAUUCUUUAAGCUGACUGCAUGAAUGAAUGGGAUGCAUUUCAAUGAGUAUAUUCCCAUAUAAAUGGAGGUUGUCAUGAAAGUAACACUUGUUGUUCCGAUUUCCCCUCUGCUUAUCAGUUCUUCUUUGUCGGACAAGGCCAAUAGCAGUGUCCUGCCUGUCGCUUCUUCAUUUUCUUCUUUCCGUGCGGAGCGACUCCGGUAACUCUUUGAGGGUGGCAUCUGACAGUGGUACUCACGGGGGACAAAGAACCAGCAACAGGACCAUCAAACUGUGUUAACUCUGAUGCCCAAGCUAUUUGGUAUGAAAUUGCACAAUAUUUGCAUUUUUUCUGCAGCAAAUUAUUGCGUGCUAUGUCCCGAUUUGAUAAGGAUAUUGCAAAUGUAGAGAAUUCUCACAUGUGACAUUACAAAGGUCCCUACACCCAACACACCUCUUCUCUAGCUUUGCUUUACAAAUUGCAUAUACGCACAAGGCCUUUUAUAAGUGCGUGGCUGCAUGAGCCUUGUACUUUCAAGUUACAUAUCCAAAAAUGGGCGCAGUUGGUUGGUAUCUAAAAUGGUAUGUGCUAGCCUAUCCUUUUAUUUGGGAAAACAUUAUGCCACACGAAUUGCUGGACGUCUAUGGUUAUUGGCAAAUCAGUUGGCGAAAGGUUUACGAGAAAUAUCUCUGAGAAAGCUGUAUGGCUUACCUUGUAGAGAGACGGAAAGAGAGAGAGAGGGGGGGGGGGGUAUUAAGAAAGAAGGGUAUGUUAGCUUCAUGCUAGAGAUGACUGCAGCGGUUGUUAAGUGGUACAUCAAGCCCAACUCCAAUGUGAUAGGUACUGGGUUUGACUCCCAGUGCCGCUGGGCACCCGCCAGUCCCACUUUGGACACAUUUCAGAGAAUACAGAAUAACUGUCAGUGACAUCAAACAGCAGAGGUGCAUGGCAAGAUGUUAAUUCAGAAAGGUUAAGGCUAGUUGGAUGUAAGCUGAUCCAGUGUUUGUCAAAAGAAGCAGCUUGAUAAAGCUUGACUUAGACAAUUUGAUGUGUAACAUCUUAAGGAAUGGGCUUGUGUAUUAGCAUGGUGUUAUAUGCCAAUUAUAUAAGUGCAUAUAGUUAAAAAUAUCUUUAAUCUGGAAUUGCUGUCAAGCAGAGUCCUUAUAGGAACAGGUUCGUUAAGGCCGUGUCCCUUCCAUAGCGGAUGUCAUAUGAGGGCAUUAAAUUGCCGUGUGCUCAUGACUAUUUCCAAUCUUGUUACAACUACCUUCUUAACUGCAUGCUGAUCUUUGUGAUCUUUUUAUUCCUUUCAUGAAUAUGUGCACUUUCUUCUGAAGAUGAAACAAGGUCAUCAUGUGACAGCUUGUGUAAAUGCUUUGUUGGUGUUGACCUGAACGUGCAUGAUUUGUAUUGCAUACAAACGUAGUACUAAUUUGCUUGCAGAGCAUGUUUAGUUGAUGCACGUUUGCACAUUGCUGAACCGCGUAAUUCGGUUAGUGUUAGCUGAAAGCACUUUGUUAGAAAGAGUUGCGUUACUUGCUGCGACUUCUUGUAUAAAUGUACAUUUCAGAAGCUUAAUAUACGAUGCACGAUGACAUGAACCGUGUUCUUUCUUGUGAUUAUAAAAGUGGUGCUGUUGUGGUCUCAAGUUGGUAUGUUUUCUGAUAGUUGUAAAUAGUGUGUUUUAAAUGGAGGUCACAGUCUGUUCUGUACUUGUGGUGAGCUGUGUGUGGAAUGCUGAUGGCAAGUGGUGUCGCUUAAUCUUGAUAACUUGUUAAGGGUUUGGCAGAACUUACAGAAACGAAACCGCUUAGGUCUUCUUACGACUGCUUUUUAUGCCAUGAUGGACAGUAUCGAAAGGGUCACUCUGAUAAGAAUUUCUCACGAGGGAUACGUUUGUGGUGGUCGUGUGCACGUUCACUAGAUGAAAUUAGAUUUCAACUUAAGCAAUUUAUGGUUGUGUGAGUUAGCCCAAAUUGGUAAAGGUGUUUACGUGUGAUAAACACAGUUACUUCUGCUGUCUUUGUCAUUAGUGACGUCUUCCUGUAGGAUGUUUCAUAAUAGCCCGAUGCACGCACUAGGAAGUAAUUGUAUUGCCUUUUCUACGGUUUUGCCUAGACACUACGAAGAGAGCAUUGAUGAGUCUCUGCUAGGUUUAUGCUGUGAAAUUUUAAUUAACAGGUCCCAAAUGACUGGUGUUGAAGCAGUAAUUAGGUGUGUUGUGUAACAGGAGGUAUAGGCCAAGAGAUGAUACAAGUGCCAUUAUACUUUGUGACAUUUUGCACACUUUACGAGCUGAUCGAAUGCUACUACUGGGCCCUUGUAUGUGUCCGCACAAAUAGUGCUCAAGUUGCUGCCAUGAACAUAGAGCGAUUGAAAUGUAUUUUAUACACAGGAGAUGGAAUUGAAUUUUUUACGCCGACUCAGGACUGUGUAUUUUUAGCAGGUCAGCUGAUUGAAAGCUGCUUUGGGGCAGUUUAAACGCUGAGAGUGGUUGCAUUUUUCCAGUGUUUAAACUGAGAGAGUGUACAUUUUUUAGUGUGUAGUUAAGAUCUUAACCAGACAGAACUUGCCAGGAACAUGAAAAAUGAUUUGUAUAGGGCACCGGUAGACAUAAUGGCAAUUUGUUUACAUUGGCUCGUUAUGGUAGUGUUAAUGGUAUCUGGACUUCCUGUUAAUAAUGUUAAUGGACAAGUUUGAAACUGUGGUCUUGCUCGGGUGGUUAUGGUGAAAAUCGUUGCGUAGGAAUGUUGACGUUUUGUCAGGUGUUUUAACAACGGAGAAAUUUCUGUUUUGUGUUGGAGCUUUCUAACGUUGAGAAAAUAACUGAAGGCAAGCAUUUAUACAUACAGGAAUAAGCUCAUUGUGGAGCGCGGUAUGUUUUGUGGAGUGAAUAUAUGACUGGGUUGUGAAGCGGUCGCGUGAGUGAGCUUAUGAGUAAGAUGUGGUGGGGCUAUCCUCGAAGAUGGUGUAUUUCUGGAAAGUUCCUUCAAAUGCCACCACGUUGAUAAGUGCACGAUUGUAACAAUGUGAAACUCAGAUGUUGUGUGUAUCACAAGCAGUCUGUAUGCACUACUACCGUCUUUAAUGCUACUGAUGAUGUGCAACCAUUUGUUGCAGAUUUGAGAGGCACUUAGCUCAACUGCUAUGCGUGUUACGCGCAUAACAAAA
Rhipicephalus sanguineus (brown dog tick) is the source of this 8116-nucleotide messenger RNA. It is a transcript of the gene Mob3, whose product is annotated as MOB kinase activator-like 3. The record is from RefSeq and is a predicted model, not a curated record. Gene Ontology annotation, molecular function: protein kinase activator activity. Bases 76 to 765 code for a protein of 229 amino acids. The transcript has 7 exons. Gene Ontology annotation, cellular component: nucleus; cytoplasm. NCBI's taxonomy places the organism in Eukaryota, Metazoa, Arthropoda, Arachnida, Ixodida, Ixodidae. Gene Ontology annotation, biological process: positive regulation of protein phosphorylation; signal transduction.